AUGGCCCAUUCGCAAUCACUUAGCAAUGAUUCGGAUGAUGAAAGGCCAAUUGACAAGCCAUUAUUGACGUCUACAAAACCUCCCGCAAAUAUUCCCUUUAAGGAAGCCCCUGUCUCAUCGCCAGACUCGGAACCCGGUCUCGAAGACGCUGGACCGAUCCCCAACAACUUAACAGUUGCAUUCCCUCCUCUGCCACCGGCUGAUGAUGAAGAAUACGUCUCGCUAUGUCUCGCCAUCAAAGACCAACCUGGUGACCUUGAUGAGUUCUUAGCCCACUACUACUACCACCAUGGUAUCCGCCGCUUUUAUGUCAUGGAUGAUGGCAGCGAUCCUCCCCUCUCCUACACCCCUAAUUUCGGCAUUCCUCCCUUCGCCGUCCCUCGCUCCGCUGUUACAUUCACAUACAUUCCGCGUGUCCCUGACCGCCCUCAGCCUUUCCAGCACACAAUAUACGCAGAUUACUGCAUCAAGAACUUCGGCGAACGCCACACGUGGAUGGGCUUCUUCGAUGCCGACGAAUUCCUCGAGAUGCGGCGUGCAACUACCUUAGUGGACUGGUUACACCAAUGGGAGAAGAAUGAGACAGUCGGCGCGCUGUCUGUCAAUUGGAUCACUCAUAACUCUGGAGGUCAGCAAAAACGACCGCAAAGCGACACUCGUAAGGGUUUCCGACGUUGCGUGGUCGACGGUCCAGAUGGAAGAAACGCUGAUAAGGAGAAUUCUCAUGUCAAGAGUUUUGCAAAGACAGCCCUCUUCGACGGCGUGAAUAGUGUGCAUAACAUGAGAACUGCUUACGGGACUGUGUCGGUUGGCGAGACGGGUGAUGAGUGCAUGAUCAAGAGGUUCCCUAUCACACAUGAUAUGUGGGCACUCCAUCAUUACUCUGUGAAAUCCCGUGAGCAAUUUCUCGAAAAGCAGCAGCGAGGCAGUCCGAACAAUCACCACGCCGCAGGGGAGUUUUGGGAUAGGAUCGAGGACGCAGAUGAUUACGAAUGUCCGGAAUUAGCAUCUUAUGUGCCCUGA
This is a messenger RNA of Letharia lupina, 1023 nucleotides long. RefSeq lists its product as uncharacterized. The record is from RefSeq and is a predicted model, not a curated record. The coding region runs from base 1 to 1023 and encodes 340 amino acids. The transcript is spliced from 2 exons. NCBI's taxonomy places the organism in Eukaryota, Fungi, Ascomycota, Lecanoromycetes, Lecanorales, Parmeliaceae.